This is a messenger RNA of Stylophora pistillata, 453 nucleotides long. Its product is annotated as DNA damage-regulated autophagy modulator protein 1-like. NCBI's taxonomy places the organism in Eukaryota, Metazoa, Cnidaria, Anthozoa, Scleractinia, Pocilloporidae. The record is from RefSeq and is a predicted model, not a curated record.
GAGGACUCAAUGAUUUACGUUCACGACACCGGUGCAGUUCUGUUGUUUGCCGGUGGGGCAGUUUAUUGCUGGAUUCAGACAUGUCUCACUUACAAGCUGUCCCAGAUAGGAAUUAACACCCAAUUCCUUUUCACGAUCCGCUUCAUCCUCUCCUGCAUCAUCACAGUUUUUGGUUCGAUCUUCUUCUUAGCAGAGAUAUUUGCGUACGAAGAAUUUCGCCAGCAGUCCGAACACGUCGUGGCCAACUGGCAACCCUCGGAUCCAGGCUACAGCGUGCACGUGCUCAGUAAUAUCAGCGAGUGGAUUGCAGCGCUUUGUUUUGGUCUCUUUGGAAUCACAUUUUUCGAGGAGUUCCAAAAGAUUAGUUUCCACGUUGAAUGCACGCAGAAGUGUGAGGAGCGCCGACAAAGUAGUCCUUUGCUGGAUUAUACCAAUAUCAGCGAGGAGGAAUGA